Molecule: messenger RNA, 2196 nt
Organism: Colletotrichum orchidophilum
Lineage: Eukaryota; Fungi; Ascomycota; Sordariomycetes; Glomerellales; Glomerellaceae
Product: plasma membrane fusion protein PRM1
Exons: 1
Coding region: 1-2196 (731 amino acids)
Cellular component (GO): mating projection tip
Source: RefSeq, a predicted model, not a curated record
AUGUUUUCCUCACGGAAUCGCAAGGAGGAGGAGGCGGCCUACCCGGCCGUCCCCGACUCUCUCAGGUCGGACUCACUCGAGAUGGCGGAACUUAGAAAGACGCAACAAGCGCGAGCCGAUACUUCUCCCACCAUAACACCAUACCUCAGUCUCCAAGCCAGGCUCUCUCAGAUCUGGCUGAACCGCUGGACGAUCCUGCUACUACUCGUCCUCCUCAGAGUCAUUCUGCUCAUUGCCAGUCUCAACGAUAAUGUCGACGACGCGAAUCAAAAAGCCCUCUCUGCUUGUACAAAAGUUGAAGACAUCGGCAGCGCCAUGGCCUCCAUGCCUCACUACCUUUCUGUCGGCGUCAACGAACUGUCGGCGAAAGGCAUCGAGAAGACCCUCGACGGCAUGGUUGCCGCGCUUGGACUGGUCCUCACUGGCGUUCAAAACCUCAUCAUCUUCGUCAUAAAUAUGAUGACCUCGAUGUACACCUGCCUCAUCACUGCCUUCAUCCAUGGCGGUCUCGACGUGGCCUCCGACGUUACUAAGAAGAUCACUGACGCCAUGAAUAAGGCGGUUGACAACAUCAGCAAUACCAUCGAUGACGAAGCCAAGAGUCUAUCGAACGGCAUCAACAAGGCCGUCGAAGCAAUCGAAAACUCCGUCCUUGGUAGUGUCCUGCCCGACUUCCCCAAGGUCGACUUCUCGGGACCCGUCAACAACCUGCGCGACCUCAAGAUCGAUACCAGCGGCUUCGUCAGCGACCUCAACAAGCUCAAUGGUGACCUGCCCACAUUUGAGGAAGUCCAGAACAUGACGGCCGAGGCCAUCUCGUUCCCUUUCAACCUGCUUAGGCAGACUGUCAACGAUGCCUACAAGGGCUACAAGUUCGAUCGAUCAGUCUUCCCUGUUGCCCAGAAGCAGGCGCUCAAGUUCUGUUCGACAAACAACAAGAUCGCCGACUUCUUCAACAACUUGCGAGACAUGAUCCAGAAAGCUCGCAUCAUUUUCAUCGUCGUCCUCUCCAUCCUGGCUGUGCUGGUCAUCGCACCCAUGGCUUGGCUAGAGAUUAGGCGCUGGAGACGCGAGCGGAAGCACGCUCAGAUCAUGGCUAGCCACCAAUACGACUCGAUGGACGUGGUUUACAUUGCUUCCCGCCCGAUGACCGCCACCUGGGGGAUCAAGAUCGCUUCCAAGUUCAAGGGCCGACGCCAGAUCCUGGUGCGGUGGGCCAUUGCGUAUGCUACAUCGCUUCCCGCUCUCUUCGUUCUGGCUCUUGCUAUCGCUGGAUUAUUCUCCUGCCUGUGCCAGUACACGCUGCUCAAGGCUGUUGAAAGACAAGUGCCCGCCCUUGCCAAUCAGGUUGGCGAAUUCGCCGGCGAAGUCGUCACCUCGCUCGAGGAUGUCUCCAAGCAGUGGGCUGACGAUGCCAACGGUGUUGUGCUGUCGACACAGAACGAGAUCAACCAAGACAUGCUCGGCUACGUCACGAAUGCAACAUCGGCUGUCAACAACACAUUGAACACAUUCACAAAUACCAUGACGACUGGCCUGGAGACGGUCUUCAACGGCACCAUCCUCAUCAACCCCAUCAAGGAUGUCGUCCGCUGCACAAUCGGCCUCAAGGUCGAGGCUGUCCAGAAGGGACUUACCUGGGUCCACGAUCACUCGCAGAUCUCGUUCCCUCUUUUCGCCAACGACACCUUCAGCCUCGGCGCUCAAGAAUCCAUCUCGGGCGACUCGGACCUCAAGACGUUCCUGGCAUCACCCUCGAGUGUGUCAACCGACGAAGUCACCGGUGCCGUGACGCAUGUCACCGACAUGCUCCGACGAGGCAUCAUCAAGGAAGCGCUCAUUUCUACCGGCAUCCUUCUCAUCUACGUCAUCGUAGUCCUCAUCGGCAUCAUCCGCGCCUUGGUUGGCAUGGCUAUGCCUGACAAAGGUCGUGGCGAGGGUGGGUUGCGCUACACCGGAGACGAUCGCCCAGCAAUGAGCCCGAGAAGCCCGCCCAGAUAUCACGACAAUGACUCCCGAUUCCCACAGUUCGGUAGCGAUGCGUCUGCUGUGGACGAUGACCACUACUCGAGUAUGCGAGAUGAGAAAACGUUGAAGAAGACGAGCGUGCAGAGCGGCAGGGCACAGCCCACGGAGGGCCAUCAACGACAAAGCUCGUACGGACACCUUGACACAGCCUCAUCUACCAAGUUGUAG